UUCAAUGAAGGGAGAGUGCAUUGUGGAACGAGCUCAAUUACACAUUGUGAUCUUGUCAGCGUUUUCUCCUACUAUCAAGAUUUCUGGAAAGAUUUUUGAAAUCCCUGUCGGUUUUAUUUACGAUCAUCAGUUAUUGUGAAUGGCGUCCAAGAACACAACAAAGACACCAAGCACUGCCACCAGAAGAAUGCAGUCUUCUACAGGAAAUGUUUGGCCACCCAACAAUUGUACGCCACUGUGCCCCAGGUCAGCAGGAUGCUCAUACUCUGGCAAGCAUCAUGAGUUGAUCUUAUCACUUUUCAAAUGUUCAAAUCAGGGCAAUGACAUUGAAAAAUCUGACUUCAAAAACAUUCUAGAUAAGUUUAUUAAAACAAGGUGGAUUCGUGAUGGUUGCAUCCCCGAUAAAAAUGAUCAACUCCAAUUUCCAUUAAUACACUGGGCGUGCAUUUUUGGACAAUACAAACACCUGGAGUAUCUCGUUCGUGAAAAAGGCUUUGAGCUCAAGGUAAACGUCGGAAGGAACAAGGAGGGGCCAUUGUUUUCUAUGGUUCAGCAUCUAAGUAGUGGUAUGCAUCCCAAGAGCUCCAGAGAAAAGCUCGGAAAUAUGUUUGGAAAUGUUAUAGAUAUCUUCAUGAAGUACAGCCCAGAAAGCUUGUUUGAGAGAGAAUCAAGUAACGAUAAUACCAUAUUGCAUUUCUGUGCCAAACGGUGUUGUGAAGAUUCGCUUUCUAGAAAAUAUUUGGAAGUUCUCUUGGUAAAGAUCAAGGAGAGUGAGAAGUUUCCACCUGAGAAAGAAGAAGAAAUAUUGUUAGCGGUAAACAAGGAAGGCGAUACUUUCCUUCAUCUUAUGGUAUCGGAUGAAAUGUCCACUGACACACUGACAUACUUUUUUGCAAAUUUCAGCGAAUUUGGUGAGAAGAUUUCUAAAGUCAGAAACAGUCUUGGUGAGACGCCUCGGCAGAUUGCUGUACAGAAAAGGUCUAUAAAAAUGCUCAAGGCUCUUGGAGCACCGGAUUUGGUCAUAAACACUUUAAAAAAGGCUGUCUCCAGUAAACCAAAGAACUCUCCUGCCGCAGCUAAGGCUUCCCAACAAAACAAUAAGGAAACUCCAAUAACGGUGCCUAAACCCUCCUCGAGUUUAAAUGCCACAUCUAGCGACAAGGAGAAUCGAAACUCUAAAGCAGCUCUCAAUCAUUUGGGUUCAGUUGUUAAAGGUGCAUUAGGUGUGUCAUGUGCAGAACAACCUGAAGUGCCAAUCAUCAGUGAUAGAGAGUUACACGCAGCAGAUUUCAAAAUGAGUUCAUGUGAACCUCUGCCAUCUUCUGUGGAGAACGAUUGUAGUGCGCCAACCAAAAGACCACUCGAGCCAUUUCCUCAGCUUUAUCAUGUUUCAAAUGAAAAGAAUAUAACACCAGAAAAGCCUUCUGUUGUUCCUAAGUACAUCGUGUCACCCCCUGCCGAUUCGAUGGAUCUGGUUAAUGCUGUCACUGUUGAUGAUUUGUCUCGUGCAUCUGGUGCACUGGAAGCUGAUCCCACUCGUGGCGAGCGCAACUCUUUUGUCAGUCUUUCAAAUAGCAUUAAUAAUGUCACUCAAAAGAGGAAAGCUCCAGGAUCCAGCAGGGCUAAGGGUCCUAGAAAGAAGAGAGUGUGUACUGAUUUGUCGUCAGAUUCAGACAGCGAUUACAAAGAGGAUGCAGACUGGGUAGCCCCUGACGAUGACUCAGAUGAUAACCUUGAAUCUGCUGGGCAAGAAGACGAAGAAGAGGAUGAAGAAGAUAUGGUGGUUGAAAUCAAUAAAGAUGAUGACCUUAAACAAGGAGAAAAGGAAGGAAAAAACCUAGUGGAAACUGAUGUAGAUUUGGAGGAAGCAGGACUUAAGCAUACGCCGUUUUGCGGGAAGAACUGUAAUGUGCAACACGAUAGGCUCCUUUUGGGUCUCUUGAAAUCCUCCAAUUACCGUUCCGUCGACUCCUUCAUAAAACAAGUCAAAGAGUACGUUAAUCAACUGGGAAAGUUUUCAGACGUUCGCGCCAAUGCUGACCUACCCGACCCGGUUGAUUCCUUCAAGUACCCCUUGGUGCACUGGGUCUGUGUAUUGGGCAAAUUCAAAGUGUUAGAGAAACUAGCCGCCAUGAAAGAAUUUGAUUUGGGUGUUAAAUCUGCACGCACCGGAGAAACAGGAUUGCAUCGAAUGCUUUUCUCUCUUCAUCAAGCCUUAAUUCGAAAGAAAAGCCCUAGCAAGGCAAUACUAAAAGUGUUUUCCAAGACGUUGAGAAUAUUAACCGACAGUCUGCCUAGUAUAAUAACUGUUUGUAACAAAGAGGGAGACUCGCCGUUUCACUGCUUGGCAAAGGUGAUACUCGAUAGUACGGGAGACCUGGAGAGAAUGAACACCUUCGAAGGUUAUUUUGAACAUUUAGUGAAAGAGUUAAACCGUUUGAGGAGAUCUGACAAGCUGACGUCAGAGGAUGUGCGAGACCUUCUUUUGAAAACUAACGGUAGUCGAGAAAACUUCUUGCAUAUUUUAGCUUGUCGACACGGAGUUGGUCAUCGUGUUAUAAAGAACCUACUGCGGAACAUCGAACCAGACAUUAUGGCCACCCUCCAGGCGACAGUAAAUGCAGAUGGCAAAACUCCUUCGGAUCUCGCCGAGGAUCUUUGCUCCUACGAAAUGGCGGAAAUUCUUCGCCCACGCAACCAGGAGACUUCCGCCAAAGAGGCCUGCGAUAACCCUGUAGAGGAGUCACCACCGACUCCUGAGAGAAAUGCCCCACCAGAAUUAUCAGCCAUGAACUCGCCACCAGCCACCCUUUUCCAUCCUAUGGAGAGCUCUUUGAGCACUGGUGUUCAAGUUCUAGUCAAGGAGGAGCCCCCAGAAGACGGUUUUUCGGCGGAACCUUCAAGAGAAAGCCCCGAUGAAGUUAACGACUCUUCUGGUUUUUCUGAAGUGCUGGCUGAUGUUCCAUCUCUCACUGCUACCAAAUUUGUACCUGGAAAAGUAAAGAGUAUGAUCCCUACUUUGUCUCCGCCUGCGAUACAAGAUGUGGAUACUAGGGCUUCCUCGUCAGUCAAUGGUAGAACGGAAAACAAUAUAACAUUGGCUUCCGACCCCGACGCAAACAAUGUGUCCAAGAACAGGAACAUGGAUUCUUCUAUUUUGUCUGUAAUCAUGAGGAUGCCGGGCCUCGUGAAGUCUUUGCGCGACUCUGUGCAAACGAAGUUGACCCAGUCACAAAGAGAAUUAGCUGAUAAUAAAAGCGCUUUGGCUCAAGUGCAGCGGCGAAAAAGCGAUUUAGAGGAACGUAAACGAAAGUUGUUGGAAGAACUCCAGAAGAACUGGAGAGAAGUCACUGCUGCUGCUCAAGAGGAAGGCGCGUUGCAUGCCGGAAUUGCUGCGAGGAAAAAAGAAAUCGAGGCAUUCAAAGUCGAAUUGAAGAAGUACGACUCUAAUAGACAGUGAUGUAAAUAAGUGUAAUGAGAAUCUGUUUCUUUUUUACACGAGGAAGCUUUUAUCCCGGGUAGGGAAGAAAGAGGUCUCUAAGAUGUAUGAGCGGGGAAAUUGGGAUUGGGAUUAACUGGAGUUUUAAGAUUUUAACCUCGGUAUUUGUCCGCUCGACGAAUAGCAAUUUUCCUCCGUUGUGGCUGUGCACCAAUUGCUAGUCAAGUGAUGUAGGAAAGACUCAUACCAUAGAACAUCAAAAGAGUCACUUGAAAUGUAAAAUCAAAGAGAUCAGGUUCGGGUGAUUUUGGUAAUUUUUGGCUACUUUUAAGAUUGUGAUAUUUGGACUUAAGAUUGAAAAAACAACGUUUUUUAUGGGCACGUAACAAAAAAGGAAAUUUUUAAGAAUUGUAAAGGACACUUUAAAGAAGAUAAACUUAACAUGGAGAUAA
This is a messenger RNA of Pocillopora damicornis (cauliflower coral), 3891 nucleotides long. RefSeq lists its product as uncharacterized. The record is from RefSeq and is a predicted model, not a curated record. Lineage: Eukaryota; Metazoa; Cnidaria; Anthozoa; Scleractinia; Pocilloporidae.